This is a messenger RNA of Haemonchus placei, 867 nucleotides long. The record is from the annotation of a GenBank genome assembly. NCBI's taxonomy places the organism in Eukaryota, Metazoa, Nematoda, Chromadorea, Rhabditida, Trichostrongylidae.
AUGCCGGUCAGGGUGUGUCAGGAUGACUCGGAUUACCAAGCCGCAAUAGCGGAAGCUGGAGCGAAGCCUGUCGUAGUGGAUUUCUCAGCAGAAUGGUGUGGACCGUGCAAAAUGAUCGCUCCGGUUUUCGAAAACCUCUCCAACAAAUACAUGACUAUGGUUUUUUUGAAAGUAGAUGUGGACAAGUGUGAAGAAACAGCUGCCCAAAACGGCGUCUCAGCUAUGCCAACCUUCAUCGUAUUUUUGAAUGGGACUAAAGUGGAUUCACUUCGAGGUGCCAAUACCUCCGGGUUGGAGGCAAUGGUUCAGAAGUGGGCUGACACACAACCGGCAGGAGAUGUUCCCGGCCAAUCCGAUAUUACGAGCCUGAUCGAUAAAAAACAAAUGGAGUGCCUUAAUGGGGAUGACAGGACUCCGUUGGCUGGUUUCCUCGAAGGUGAAAACGUGCUUAGAUCGGACUGUGAUGAACAAUUGAUCAUAUCUCUUCCAUUUACUCAACCUGUUAAAGUUCAUUCCAUCAUGAUGAAGGGUACUAAUGGAAAAACACCAAAGAAAGUUCGUAUCUUCUCAAAUCUUCCCAAAACCCUUGAUUUCGAUGGUGCGAGUUCGGUUGAAGCUGUUCAAGUGUUGGAGUUCAGUGAAAAGGCUCAAAGUGAACCUGAACUGCUGUUGUUGAAGUACGUGAAGUUCCAGAAUGUCAACAACAUACAGCUGUUUAUUGAAAACAAUCUCGGCGGUGGUGAUGUUCGUCAUCGUAUCUGUGAUGUUACUGAAAUUGAACAGUUGAAGAUAUAUGGUACGCCACUAAGCGGAGUGAACAUGAACGAAUUCAAGCGGGUAAAGCAAUUUCGGUCUUUUCUUGCUUGA